CUCCGACGUGUGUACCUCCGUCAUUUCCGCCCGACGGUAAAAAAACAAACAUACGACUGGCAAAAGAGCCGUAAUGAAACCGAACCUAAAAAGCUCAACCACCACCUAUAUUACCAUGUGUAGCAUACAGGUCAGGCGGUGAGGUAGCUAACGACACGGGGAACUAAUGUUGGCUAGCCAACCAGCCUUUUUACAACAUGAAUUUAAGAGGACUCUUUCAGGACUUCAACCCCAGUAAGUUCCUGAUCUACUCGUGUCUGCUGCUCUUCUCCGUGCUGCUCUCCUUGAGGCUGGAUGGAGUCAUCCAGUGGAGUUACUGGGCUGUGUUCACCCCGAUAUGGCUGUGGAAGCUGUUGGUCAUCAUCGGGGCCUCUGUGGGCACCGGAGUCUGGGCACACAACCCCCAGUACAGGGCUGAAGGGGAGACGUGUGUGGAGUUCAAAGCCAUGCUGAUCGCGGUGGGGCUCCACGUCCUGCUGCUGAUGUUCGAGGUGUUGGUGUGCGACCGCGUGGCGAGGGGGAACUACUUCUGGCUUCUCGUCUUCAUGCCUCUCUUCUUCGUGUCGCCCGUCUCUGUAGCAGCCUGCGUCUGGGGGUUCAGACACGACCGCUCGCUCGAGUUGGAGGUGUUGUGUUCAGUUAACAUUCUCCAGUUCAUCUUCAUCGCCCUGAGGCUCGACAGGAUCAUCAACUGGCCUUGGCUGGUGGUGUGUGUUCCACUGUGGAUCCUGAUGUCCUUCCUGUGCCUUGUUGUCCUCUACUACAUCAUCUGGUCUGUCCUCUUCCUGCGCUCCAUUGACAUCAUCGCCGAGCAACGGCGGACUCACAUCACCAUGGCAAUCAGCUGGAUGACAAUCGUCGUGCCCCUCCUCACCUUUGAGAUCCUUCUGGUGCACAAGCUGGACGGCCACAACAGUCUGAGCUACGUGUGUGUGUUCGUCCCCCUCUGGCUCUCCCUGCUCACCCUCAUGGCCACCACGUUUGGCCAGAAGGGAGGAAACCACUGGUGGUUUGGCAUCCGUAAGGACUUCUGCCACUUCCUGUUGGAGCUCCUCCCCUUCCUGCGAGAGUAUGGUAACGUGUCCUACGACCUCCAACGCAGCGAGGACCCCGAGGCGGCCGAGGAUCUGCCCAUCCCCGAACCGCCGCCAAAGAUUGCCCCGAUGUUCCACAAGAAGACCGGCGUGGUGAUCACGCAGAGCCCCGGGAAGUACUUUGUCCCGCCGCCUAAACUCUGCAUUGACAUGCCGGACUAACUGGAUCAGGGCGGACGGGGACGAGACGUGGAGCCAAAACAGCAGAGGACACUGUGUUUGUUUUGGUUUUAUCGAAGGAUUUGGUCCCCUCGCCUAGACUCUGCAUCAGCAUGGCUGCCGAGAGAGACGCACUAGAGCCAGCAUGGUGAUGGAACACUAAUGGAUCCAUGAGAGUCAAGACUGCCCCGCCUAACUCGGUCCAGGAUUAAAUCAUGGAACCAAAAUAAAGACUUCUUUGUUUUUUAUCCGUAGGUGAAGUUUCACUGUUUUGCUUACUUUCCCAGUUUGGACGUUUUGGGGGAAAUUGACAACAGAAUUGUCUCCAAUUCACUUGGAUCUAAAUAUUUAGGCUGACAUGAACGCUGACAGAAGAGCUGGAUCUUUGUAGACUUGAAUAUUUGACUCUGUAACAGCUGUUGAUCGUUGACUCAGACAAACCUAAAGCGAAGAUGACAUUCGUCUUGCUUUAAGAUGGGGACCAUUAGAGACAUACUAGCUUGAAUUUGGGAUCUUUUCCCCCCCCUGUGUGUCCAUGCAGAGGGAGAAACUAAGGGAGGUGGAGGUAAAGGAAAGGUUCAGCUUGUUUUCAGGUUUUUAACACAAUGUUUGCAUGCCCUUAUGUAUACUGAAAGAGUUGGUACCUUCGCCAAGGAGGUCUGUUCUUUGUCUCGGUUUGCUUCCCUCCGUCUGCCAGCAACAUUAUGGAACAGCUCUUCUCCUGAUUAUCAUGAAACUAGGUUCCUCCUUUAUCACACCCUUCCACCAUAAACCUGGGAGAGGAUUCGAAAGCAAAUUGCGGAUACACAAAUAUUUUGUUUACUUUUGUCAACAUUGUGGGGCAUUUGUGCUGCAUUCAAUUCAAUUUAUAUUGUCAAAUCCUAACAGAUGUUAUAUCUGCACUCUUUACAGAUACAGAGUAGUUCUAGACCUCACGUCUCAAUCCAAUUUACAGAAAUACCAGCAAUUCCCCCAAGAACAUUUGCACACAGCAGCAGGAAAAAAAAGUCUUUUUUUUUUCAUGUGGUGUCAGAAUAAUCGG
Molecule: messenger RNA, 2295 nt
Organism: Etheostoma cragini (Arkansas darter)
Lineage: Eukaryota; Metazoa; Chordata; Actinopteri; Perciformes; Percidae
Gene: tmem185a
Product: transmembrane protein 185
Exons: 7
Coding region: 198-1256 (352 amino acids)
Source: RefSeq, a predicted model, not a curated record